AUGUACGAAGUUUUGGAGCAGAUUAUCCUGGACCGAGUUAUCGCGAAGAAACAACAUGCGACGAGCAAGCUGGCUUUCGUCCUGACCGACAUGCGAUUGACCAAGUGCUCAUCGUUAGGAGAGCGAUGGAAAUUUGGUAGGUACUCGAAGCCGAUGCAAUUAGCCUUUCUGGAGUUUGAAGCCGCUUUCGACUUUCCUCAUCGAGGCUGUCUUCUCAACGCGCUCCACGUAGAUGGAGUACCAGGAAAGGUCGUACGCUUGAUUGAUAACAUGAAUUAA
Necator americanus (New World hookworm) is the source of this 279-nucleotide messenger RNA. RefSeq lists its product as uncharacterized. Bases 1 to 279 code for a protein of 92 amino acids. The transcript has a single exon. Lineage: Eukaryota; Metazoa; Nematoda; Chromadorea; Rhabditida; Ancylostomatidae. The record is from RefSeq and is a predicted model, not a curated record.